Molecule: messenger RNA, 4096 nt
Organism: Scylla paramamosain (green mud crab)
Lineage: Eukaryota; Metazoa; Arthropoda; Malacostraca; Decapoda; Portunidae
Product: protein BANP-like
Exons: 10
Coding region: 154-1374 (406 amino acids)
Biological process (GO): negative regulation of protein catabolic process; protein localization to nucleus
Molecular function (GO): DNA binding
Source: RefSeq, a predicted model, not a curated record
GUGUGUAGGUGUGUGGAGGUGAGCGUCGGCCAGGUGACUCGUAAUCAAGGAACCCUGGGGCCGGCAUACCUGUUGGACGCCACCCUCACCCCCCACUCCCCCUCCGCUUCCCCAGCACCCCCCGCCCAACGGCUGGAAAGGAGGGUUGCCAUCAUGGGGGAGGAGAGUGAGGAGGAGUGUGACCCCCCCAGCAGCCUCCCCCCAGUCAAGCGUGUCAGACUCACCCAAACGGAUCUCCUUAACUUGCUCCUGAAUGAGGUGACAGAGAUCAGAACAUGCAUGAACACACGCCUCACCUUGCUGGAGAACAAGGUGUCGGUUUUGGUUCACACCUGCAACAAGAUUUCCUCCCGGCUAGACACCAUGGAGCAGCUGGCCACCAACUCCGCCUCCUCCUCCACCUCCGCCUCCUCCACCUCCACCUCGUCAGCCACGUCCAAGCAGUCUGACCAAAAUGUGGGCAUGGGCAUGGCGAUGGACAUGGCCGGCUCCUCCUCUGUCUUGGUGCAGGACACAGAAUCCAGCACAAACAUGAACGUCAUCUCUCUCAACUCAGAGGAUGACUUCCCUCAUGGCUCCUGGCUGGGUGACCCCUCCCAGCCCAACAUGAGGGUGCGCUGCCCCAUCACGCCGCAGAACUUGCUGCACAUCAACUCCACUUGCAUCACGGCAGAGAAGAUGGCCCUCACCCUGCUGGAUUACCUCUUCACCAAGGAUGAGCUGGCCACCUCAAACCUCUCUGGCAGAAGCCGGUGGAACAAGAAGCAGCUGGACCCCCUCAUGAUGUUCGGCAUCCGGUGCCACCUGCAGUACAAAUUCAACAUCCAUUUGAAACUGUGGCACAAGAUUUGUCAGAAUAUGGACUCCAAGUGUCGGUCUGCAUGGAAGCGGCGCAUCCGAGGCAUGGUGACUCAGCCCAAGCAGCGGCAGGCACCCCAGAUCGGCCACACCUCGUCAGUACGCAAGGACCCAGCCGUCACCGAGGACAUCUCUUUCGACUUUGACUCCCUGCAGAACUCCAACCUUGACCUGAGUGAUGUGAAGGUCAUCACUCAGUCGCCCACGUGUGAGCUGAGGAUUCUGAACGCCACACCCGAACAGAUUUCUCAGCUACAAGACACACAGGAGAUUAUUCUGUCGGAGGAGCAGAUCCUUACACCGCCCUCGAACGAGAAGAGCAUCCUGAUCAGCAACUCCUCCCCGUCAGUGGCCAUAGGGGGGGAGGGGCUGGGGGGGGAGCUGGACAUUGGCCAGUCCCCGUCGCUGGCCUCCAUCGACCACUCGGACCACCGCAUCACCCUCAAGACCGAGCCGGGCCUGGCCAUCUUGGACCAGCAUGGCAUCCUGGCCCGGGACUCUGAAACAGAUGACUGAGGGUGACAGGAUGAUGGUGAUAGGGUGACACAGGGAUGGGAUGACAGGGUGACUGGUCCUACUGUGUAUACAUCUUGUGCUUUCCUCUCCGUCACCUCAUCCUCGUCAUCCCACACGUGAUCAGAUUACUUAGGUACUUUUCUCUGUUUAUUCUAGUCUGUCUUUAUUUCAUCAAGGUGGAUUACUGUUUCUACUCAUUCCAGACUGUUUUUGUUUAUUUCAUAUCACAUUUCUACUGUGUCCUUACUCUAGAUUGAUGUUUCUACUCUUAAUAAAUCAUGUCUUGUCAUCACUUUCAACUGUCCCCUGUAAGUGCCAUGGUCUAUGUUAAGCUAUACACAAACAUUCCACUAUUACUGUAUGCCUCUAUUGGGUGGGGAAAGUCACAUGCAAGGGUACAGAGGCUACACACAAGUACUUCCUAGCUUGAUGGAGAUAUUUCAUUAAUGGAAUAAAUACUUUCCAACACUCCACUCAGCCACUUCCAGUCCAGCAUUCUAAUCACUGCACCUAUCCACCACUGUGCCCCAAUGACAGUAAUAACAUCCUUGUGUAAUUAUGACGAGAAUGGAGAAAACUAACCUCUUCGCUGUACGCCAUGACAGUUGGUCAGCCUGGUGGUGCAGUGGUUAGAAGUCCCCAGCUCGAAUCUCUGGCAGGAUGGAGAUAACUUGGCCUCUCUCUAUCUCUCUCUCCCCCCAUGCUGUAGUCUUGGUCCACUUGGGUUCAUCUCGCCAUGCUGUAGCCUCCGUUCACCUAGAAGACAUUAAUUAAGGACUGCAAGCCUCGUCAUGACACUGGAACCCUGAACCCACCCAAAGCUAGCAUUGAGGUGCUUGGCUUGAUCCCUCUCCCUCUUCAUGUUAAAGGCACAACCUCUGAUGACUGAUACUUUUGAUUCAUUACACUCACUCGCCUAACUAUUAAAUUUUUUUUUUUUUUUUCUGUCAUUAGACCACUAUGGCUUUUACUUCCACCUUGCAAGCUAAACAUGUGUACUUUAACUCUGUAGUCACUCAUACAUAAAUAUCUUUUGGUGUGCUUGUCCUGUUCAUUUACACAUUCACUUUCUUUAGUUUUCUAUUGUUAGUUCAGUCACACCACCACCAGACCAUCACAUCACCACUCAUCUGCAACAUCAAAGGUAAUCUCUGCUAUGCCUAGACAUCACAUCACCACUCAGGUAUCCACCACUCCUAUGCAUCAUGACUCUCUGUGCUCCUCCUCAUCCCAGCAGUGAGGCUCCACAGUAUUCUCAAACAUAUCACUCAUUCUUCUCAGUGUUCCUCCUUCCCCGGUAUUCUCAGUACGUCUCAUGCACACCCUGCUGUUCUCCCUCAGUCCUGUUCACUUGCUCCUUUGUGUUUUGUUUCUUGUAUUUCUUUCUCUGGUUUAUGAAUUACUGGGAAGCUGCCUCAUCAGUCUUCAUGUUGACCACUCUUCCCUCAUAGGCUUACUAAUACCACUUGUACUGUGUAAUUGUAUUUAACAAAUUAUAUUUUUCAAGAACUUUACUUCAGUCAUUUACUCCAUAUAUGUACAAGUGACUGGCUGCUGUUUGUACUGUCAGUGACAAUGACAGUAUUGUUUUAACACUAACUGUAGCUCUUUGUAACCACGAGUCCAAGACUGGAAGCCCCAGGGCUGUAAAUCACUGCAGGAGGUUGUUCCUCCAAAACUGUUAUAUUACUACACAUACUAAUUUUAUACUUUUAAUAAUUAAGAGCUUUAGAAGCAAGCUGGCCUUUGAAGCCCCUUGGCUAAUGUAUGUUGUACCUGAGUAUUACCCAUUGUCAGUCUGGUGCAGGUGUUGCGACUUGCACUGCUUGUUAUCACUUUGUCAGUAUUAUGGGAAAAGUACUGGAAUCAUUAUGUGAAAAUUUCAAGGCAGGUGUCUGUCACCAGGCGUUGCCCUUCCCACUCAGCAAGCUUCAUGUUGGCACGUGUUCUGACUGAAUUACUAAAUUGAAAGACUUGAAAAUAAAUUAUGCAGUUUUCCUAUACAUGAAUCCAGACUUUGGAUUAAUAUCACCAUCAUGAAAUUAGUACUGGAUUCAUGCACAAACCCUGGAGCACUACAUACCUGAAGGCAGGGGCUGUGUGAGAGGCAGCACACACUUGAGGCAAGGGUUGGGUGAAGGCAACACCUGGCAGACACCUUUGCCAGCCCCUCAUUAUACAUUAGUAACCUAUAAUUCUUGUAUUCUGUAAAAAGAUAAAUAAUGUUAAAUCAGAAAUUGUGAGGCAGAGGGGAGAAUGGUGUGUGUGUGUGUGUGUGUGUGUGUGUGUGUGUGUUUUGACAGCCUGUUGGAGUGGCCUGUCAGUAAUGCAUAGACUGUAGCUGCCCAUCAGGCCCCUGCACCAUCUCUACCUCACUCCAUCACCUCACCAACACAGCCACUCGUGUGCCACCAGCUUUGUCAACCACCACCGUGAGGCCUGACAGAGACAACCUCCUGAUCAUCAUGUAGAAACUGUCACACCAACCAGAACUUACCAUCGCCAGAGCCUUCAGGUGUCCUCGUGUAGGCAUCUCCCUCAGCAGGAAGGUCCCCAAGAUUCAUGGCCGUCAACCUGUCAAUAAGAAGAAGUGAGAGUGAUGCUGUGACUUGUGUCUUGGUUCAUGUUGAGCAGGGAAGCCUUCCAAUGCAGCUAUUUUGAUUAUGUAUGAUUGUACCAAACACCAGAUUAUAAUUACCUAAUAAAAAGUCUUGUAAUAUAA